AUGAUGGGUGCGUUUGCCUCCCAGCAAUCAAGCACUGCUGGAAAACUGUUCUCUACCAAAAAAUGGCCAGAGGCAGCGUCGUUGCUUGCUUCCUCAUCUGCUACCUCCCCAACCGAAGUUAACGGUUGCUCUGUUGUUUCUGCAGCACGAUAUAGCGAGAGUACAUCCCCCGAAUCGACGACAUCGCCAAUGUUCCCCGAUCGUCCAAUUCACCCGUUACCGAAACGCCGCCUUCGCGAAAGACUUUCCCCCGAAGUUGCUGAUUCUAUCAAGUACCCGCCAACGCCGCCAACUAGUGUCUUUUACUACCCUUACAAAGAGGAGGAGCCCGAUGUGUGCAACGGCAGUCACUGUUCCAAUGGAGUUGCGCAGAAUGACGAGGAGGAAGAUCCGUCGAGGGUGCGAAGAAGUCAGGCCGUGCCGCGGUCCGCCCCGAGUAUUCGCUCGAUCCCCUUCCGACUAGCUCAGAAACAAGACUCUGUCUAUACUAGUUAUUCACAACUUCCGCAUUCGACUGCUUCCUCGAUAGACGGAUACGAUACGUUCGAAAACACAAACAACAAGAAGAAACGCAAGGUACCUGAUACCGCCCUGGGCCACUCGUUGAAUGAUCUUGGGACUGGACAAUCCUCGCCUUCUACCCCGGUUCGCGUCGUUCACCAGGACGGUUGUGAUGCGAGUUGCAGCGCCUAUCAUUCUAUGGGCUCGGGUAGCCCAGGUCUUUCUGGUCCCGGGAGGGGCCGGUUCGGCCGCAAUAGAAGUGGUAGGAGCCCUUUGUCUGAGAGCAAUCGAAACAACAGGAUGAGACCUGCAAUGCGCUGGUCUCCAUUAUCAGCUCCGAGUACGGGAAUAAUAUCUAAUGCCAUCUCCAAAGUUGAUAAACACCCAACUUCACACCAGGGCCAGGAGAACGUCAGCCUCCUAGAUCUUCAACGAAGCUCCAAGUCCAGCCCAGGCUCCGGUCAAUUUACUUUUACCUGCGAGUCUCAAGUUCCUGGGUCUGCAAGCUGGCCCGGGUCCCACGGCAGGCCGUCCAAUGGGGCUCCCAUCCCAUCUAGACACGACGUUUCCGGCAAUUCAUCAAGGCCGCCUUGGCCCAGUGGUGUUCCUGCAGGCCACCAUCCGGGCCCCGUGCCACCAAACUCUAGAACGAUGCCGGGGCCUCCACCAGGGGCUCAACCCCCGCCUCCCCGGCCCCGUCGUCGACGCACCAAGGCCGGCGAGUACGCCAAGGCGGCCCAGGACAGACAGAACCAGAAGCAGCACGACAAGUGCAGAGGCAUCCACGAUGAAGAACACUGGCUUUGCUUAUUCUGCGAGUACGAAGAUAUCUUUGGCGAGAAGCCAAUGGCGUUGAUCCGGUCGUACGAGAAAAAGGACAGGCAGCGGCGUAAGGAUGAGGCCGAGCGCCGCCGGCUUUUGGAGAAAGCCAAGGCUAGAGGCCGCAAAGGCAAGAAACCGGUUUCUGGCAAAGGCACGGGCAAGGGUGCACACGAUCCGGGGCACGACUACCCCGCUCAUGGCGCUCACGAGCCUACGGGCGGAGUUCAUAAUCAUGAUCACGAUCAUCACACAUGCGGCCAACAUGCUUCACAUCAUCACCACCACCACCAUCACCAUCACUGCAGUGUGAGUCAUUCAGUGCAUUGCGACGACCCCAAUCACCACCACGAGUACGAGGACGAACAUGAUUACCAUGGUCAUCACGAGUACGAUGAUCACUACGACGACCUCGCUUCACCGGAGGGAGACGGACAUGAUACCUUGGACACCAAGAGCAGCGACUCUCAGGAGGGGCAUCUUCACAAGAGAGUAGCAGCAGGUGGUGGCGCUGCUGGGCCACCGGGUCACACUCGACCUCCCGAUAUGGCGUCGGCAGCAGUAUCGGCACGCAAUGGACCGCCCCCGGUCCGAGUCUAG
Molecule: messenger RNA, 1920 nt
Organism: Pyricularia pennisetigena
Lineage: Eukaryota; Fungi; Ascomycota; Sordariomycetes; Magnaporthales; Pyriculariaceae
Exons: 2
Coding region: 1-1920 (639 amino acids)
Source: RefSeq, a predicted model, not a curated record